Malus domestica (apple) is the source of this 653-nucleotide messenger RNA. The record is from RefSeq and is a predicted model, not a curated record. Lineage: Eukaryota; Viridiplantae; Streptophyta; Magnoliopsida; Rosales; Rosaceae.
UUAAAUUAUCACCUCCACAGUUUCUGCCACAAAAAUCCCAAAUGAAUCAAAACCUCUACCUCUUCAUCCUGAUCUUCCUUCUCUCAGAAACCCCAGCAUUUGCAGUGGACCUUUACUACCAAAACUGCAGCGUCCCCACAACCUGUGGCCGCCUAAACAUCAGCUAUCCGUUCUACAUCCCAGGCAGGCAACAAGACUUCUGCGGCUACCCUGGUUUCCAGCUCUCCUGCCACGGCGGCGCAGACGACGACAAAGAAGAAGCCUACCCACUUCUCCAGUUGUCUGGAGACGAUUACAUAAUUCACAACAUCAGUUACGAAAGACAGACUCUUGUCGUCUCAAAUGUUCUACUUUCGCACUACUUGGACAACUCUUCCUGCACUAAUCUCUCACUGAUCCAUAAUUUAACGCUCCCUAAUGAACAGUUUGAGCUGGCUCCAAACCAAGAUCAGUUCUUUCUGCUCCACAACUGCAGCCCUUCGUUUGUCGAUUCUUUUCCAACGUACAAGAUUGGUUGUAGUAACACUUCGGUUCUCUGCCUCGGCAGAUAUAUCCGAAAUUUGAAGGUCUUGGGGAGGUUGAAAAGUGUGGAUCGAGUGAGGUGCCGGUGGCGCAAGGUGGAGGGUAUGGGAAUGACGAGGCGGCGGGAAUGA